UCUCUCCGCUCCUCAAUCGAUUCUGUGGCUCGGCCAGUCCUGGACUCGUCCUCUCCAGCGGCCGCUUCAUGUGGAUCCGCUUCUUCAGUGAUGAGGAACUUGAGGGGAGCGGCUUCCAGGUGCAGUACACCUUUACUGCAGACCCUGAAUUUCAUCUGCAUGUGGGUGGACUCCUUAACCCAAUCCCAGACUGUCAGUUUGAGCUGUCCGGGGCUGACGGCAUGAUCCGUUCCAGUCAGGUGGAGGAAGAAUUCAAAGUGAAGCCCGAGCAGGCAGUGGACUGCAUCUGGACUAUACGAGCCCCAAAAAACCACAAGAUUUACCUGCGCUUCCUGGAAUACCAGCUGGAAAACUCAAAUGAAUGUAAGAAGAACUUUGUGGCUGUUUAUGAUGGCAGUAAUGCCAUCGAGGACCUAAAGGCUAAGUUCUGUAGUACAGUAGCUAAUGACAUCAUGCUGGACACUGGAUUGGGAGUGGUGAGGAUGUGGGCAGAUGAGACGAGCCGCCUCAGCCGCUUCCGGAUGCUGUUCACUUCAUUUGCUGACCCACCCUGUGCAGGCAGUUCAUUCUUCUGCCACAGUAACAUGUGCAUCAACACUUCUUUGGUGUGCAACGGCAUACAGAACUGCGUCUUCCCCUGGGAUGAAAGCAACUGCAAAGAAAAAAAGAGCAAAGGUGUUUUUCACCAGAUCACAAAGACACACGGGACAAUAAUCUGUGUGUCUACGGGCGUGGUGCUUCUGCUCCUCAUCGUCUCCAUCCUGGUUCAAGUCAAACAACCACGAAAAAAGGUGUUGGUGCGUAAGAAUAACCUGUUCCAGCGAGGAGACUUACAGGAGGCGUUUGACCCGCCACAUUAUGAGCUCUUUACUCUCCGGGACAAGGAGAUGUCGGGUGAUCUCGGAGAAUUAUCAGAAGAGCUUCAAUCCCUGCAGGCGCUCAGGAGAUCGUCGUCAGGCUCACGGUGCGUUCAUGAACACCACUGUGGUUCUCAGGCUUCUGUCAACUCGAUCAAAACCAGUCAGCCUGCCCACGGCGUCGGGAGGGGAUCCUUGGAGCUCCCCCCUUUCCGAGGGGACUUCCAGAGCUCCUUGCCCCCCUUGAGGGACUUGCACAGCGGCCUGCGGAAAAAAAGCUGGCCCAGUAUGAAACCAGGUCGGAUACAGGGCCAUCACGGUUUAGAGGAAAGAGGACUCGGGCGGCAGGAUCGAGUGAUGGAAGAGGAUGAAGACGAGGGAGAAGAUGGAAGGUACGCUGUGUAUGUACGCAGAGCAGGAGGACGAAGAGGGAACUAUGAAAUGGCCCAGCAGAGAUCUUUGUCCAUGGACUUCUGAUAUAAAAGGCGAGGUGGAAUAAAUUCAGCAAAAACUUUUUUUUAUGCCAUGUUGUAUGCCACACUUUCAGGGCACAAAAAAAAUAAGAGAAGAGAGGAGGCUCACCUUCUCACUUUAUUUCUUUAUGAUGACAGUAAUUACAAAGACUUCCCUGAUUUGCUGUUCACUAACUGAAACAGCCAACUGGGAGGCUGAAUCGUUUUUGUGAUCUGUGUUUAAGUAAAGAAGGUUUCAAUGCUGCGUAGUGUUCUUGUUAUCAUUGUAUUUUGUUUGAUAUAUUUUACUGUAAAGCAGAAAUUCAGAUGAAAUAUGUUUUUAAACAAUGUUUGAGUGUUUUGAGAAAAAAUACAAUUUAGCAAACAAUUUACUCAAAUCUCAGUUUUUGUGAAAUCAGUUUUAACCUGUGUCAAAGAUUAAAUAUAUCUCCCCUCUUGGUUUAGGGAAAUGAUUUCUUUAUUUCAAUAUGACAUCAGUUUUAGCAUCAGGUAUUAAAUGACCAUCAGCAGGUGAGGAGUCACACAUGUUCUUUCCCAGGAUGUAGGUCUUUGAUGAUUUUGAAAACAUGUUUCCCACAGGUAAUGUCUGGACUGUCCCUCUUAAAAUAUACAGUAAGUCUGGUGUUGUAUAAUUCUGUUUUAUAAACUCCAAAAAAAACAAAAACAUUUUGGCAUAAACACAUAGCAUUAAACACUAGAAGAUUGUGUUCCUUUUUGGCUAAUGUAAGCAGUAGUUAACAGGUUAUAAAUGUGUUUUUUUGAGUCUUACAACAACAAGAAGAAAACACGACAAAUCAAAAAACAA
This is a messenger RNA of Labrus bergylta (ballan wrasse), 2135 nucleotides long. RefSeq names its product neuropilin (NRP) and tolloid (TLL)-like 2b (gene neto2b). Gene Ontology annotation, molecular function: ionotropic glutamate receptor binding. The record is from RefSeq and is a predicted model, not a curated record. NCBI's taxonomy places the organism in Eukaryota, Metazoa, Chordata, Actinopteri, Labriformes, Labridae. Gene Ontology annotation, cellular component: postsynaptic density.